CCGCUGCCCCGUGCCGGGCCCGGCCGAGUCCGAGUGGCCAGCAUCGACCCCCACCCCCCAGUUGCCGCCCGCGGUGGCGACCGGCUUCCGAGUCUAGGGCCCUGAGCCCACCCGACUUCACCGAUCAGUUAAAAUUACAAGGCAACAAUGACGUCCAAGAAGACAACUUGGAUCGCCAAAAAUGGAUUAAAAGUGGUGCUGGAAGAAAUGGACACCGGUGCCCGAAGAAAACAGUGGAAUGAUAACAUGUACACACCUGUAUCUAGUCCAACUGAUAGCUUAGAAGAGGUGGCCUCCUCUAGUUCUGGCAGAAAACCCGAGAAGGCCAAGAAAAACGAAGGCCAUCUUACUCUACCUAAUAGAAAAUGUCAGGAAGAAACUAGUCUCAAGGUGAAGGACUUAUUCUACCAGAAUGUCAAAGAACCCAAUAUACGAGACUACAAGAUGAACAUCUUGAAUAAUGGAGCAGGUCCGAGUUCCCUGUCACCUGGAUCGCCUCAGCCCCCCAACGAACCGGGAUUAACUCAGGCCCAGGUCAGACUUGUACCGACUCAGGCCCAGGUCCCGCCUGGAUUGCCUCCAGCCCAGGAGAGCAGCGACUUCAGGACCCUCAACAACAUCCUUAGAGCUCGAAUUCGAGCUCGGUCCGCCUAUAAGAUUGAGGGAAUAUCAGCUUGUCCUGAUCUUGUAAAAGCUCCUACACCAAAAGUCCAUGUGAAUGUUCUGAAUAAAGAACUGGAAGAGCUGAAUUUGAAGUGCCAGAAGAUUGAAUCCGAUUUUGAAAUGACUGAGAAGGAACUUGUCACCUCCCGCCAGGUUUCAUCAGAGGAAUUUGAGGACAGUACUACCUUCGGAGAAUCAAAGAAAGACAUCAAAAUUGAGAUCCUUAAAAACGAACUUUGUGAAAAAUCCUUAACCAUCAAAAACCUGACAUUCGCACUCCAGCACUCAGAACAUCUGAUUGAAAAGCUCACUUUGGACAACAGGAGGCUGAAGGACUCCAUCCGGAAGUUAAAGCACCAGAAUUACAUCGGAAGUACUCUUCUCAAAGAGGAACUACAGUUCUAUUACAAAAUGGAAAUGAAGAAGAUCCAGGAAGAGCUAAAUACCCUCAAGGCCGACCUGGAAGCCGAGCGAGCCAUCCAGAGAAGAAACAAGAGAGCAUUGGAACUCCUGAGAAAAUACUUUGAAACGAAAAAUUCCGUUGGCAUUAUUCACAUUUUGCCAGCGGAUAACUCUCCUUAAAUCUUGAGAGAAGCCCUGCCAAAGGCUUCCAGGAGCCUUGAGCCAAAUCAACAUUCUUGUGGCUUUUUUUUGUCUCCUACUUUAAAUGAAUGAGAUGAAAUGUUCACUUUGGUGACUCCAACAAUGUGUGUCAUGUCAACAUGAGAAAUCCACCAAUUGUCCCCUUUAAAUGAAGUGACUAACGGUAACAAUGCAAACACAAAUGAAAUUUCAUGAACUCUUGUUUAUGUUUCACUAAGACAGCAAGUCACCAGUUUAU
Sorex araneus (European shrew) is the source of this 1504-nucleotide messenger RNA. It is a transcript of the gene CCDC160, whose product is annotated as coiled-coil domain containing 160. NCBI's taxonomy places the organism in Eukaryota, Metazoa, Chordata, Mammalia, Eulipotyphla, Soricidae. Bases 148 to 1245 code for a protein of 365 amino acids. The record is from RefSeq and is a predicted model, not a curated record. The transcript has 3 exons.